Molecule: messenger RNA, 1231 nt
Organism: Porites lobata
Lineage: Eukaryota; Metazoa; Cnidaria; Anthozoa; Scleractinia; Poritidae
Source: the annotation of a GenBank genome assembly
AUGACAGAUAUGGAUACAGGGAUGGAAGGUAGAAAAGACAGAAUUUCGUCAUCAGAUCAUUAAGGCUAAGUGUACACUCGCAGGGCUGGAAAUUAGUCAUGCUAGUUAAGUAACUUUCCUUGUUGACUUACCUCAUGGGCAGCCCAGUCAAGUCCUCAUUGCAUAAUGAAACUAAGACAACCAUGAAACUGCUCUUGGCAAGUAAAAUUGGAUCUUGUGUACUUUUGGCACAAUUUGGCCGAGUAUUGGUUGACACUCUCUGCUCUUAUUCUUUGGACUUGUAGCCAACAUAGAGAUGUUAUUUAGAUAUGGACUGACAAUUAGCUGAUGUAAUUGUCAUUUGGUGAUGCUCAUGUCAACUGGUAUGUCAUCCAAUAUGUUGAUUGAGUGUCUGUCGUGCAUCCGCCAUUAUUUUGACCUGUCUGAUAAUUGAAUAUAACUUAUGUCAUAUUACCCAUGACAUGUCAACAGAUGGUCAACCAAUAUAUUGACCAUAGUAUUGGCUGAUAUGUCAGCAGCCAAUACUAAUAACUUUUUUUGAGUUGUCAUAUUAAGUGUAGUCAUGCAUACACAUGUAAAUAACAGAAAAAUAUCUGCUAGAUGUUCCUGCCGCAUAUGAUGACAUGCCAGAGUAUACUGCUGACUUUGAUGAUGAUCUUGGUGAUGCAGAAGCUAUCCAGGCUUUAUCAAAUGUAGAAAAGAAUCAUGAUGUAAAACCUCACGUCAAGGUAUUUUACUAUAUUGAUUCAAUAUUGAUUCAAUACCAGGUUAUUCAUCAAGGUCCCCUACUAUAUCAAUUCUACAUUGAUUUACUAUAUGGAUUCAAUAUUGUUUCAAUACCAGGUUAGCCUUGUUUUGUAGGACCAAGCUGUUCCAACGAAGUAGUCUAAGAAGCUGAUUCAGGCUUAAGCAGCCUUUGUUUUCCUACAAUUUAGUUUCGACUUAAACCAAAAAACCUUUUAAGUUACUGAAUUCAUGUUUUCCAAGAAAUUGUAAAAUUAAAAAUUCUUCUCAGUCUUUUCAAGACCACCUUUAUUUUACAAUGAAACUUUGUUCAUCUCUUGACUCACUUCUCCUUCUAUUCAACAUUAUUAUUUUUGAGAAAGCUACUGUUGACUAUCAGGAAUAAUCUUACUCCAUAUACUUUCCAUUAUCCUCUCAGGUUGAGGCUAAUGAGAAGCCAAAUGACAGAAGAUGUGCUAUGCCACAGAAGUAUGCAAUUCUAUUAUGA